Messenger RNA from Hypomesus transpacificus, 1269 nucleotides. RefSeq names its product peripheral myelin protein 22a (gene pmp22a). The record is from RefSeq and is a predicted model, not a curated record. Bases 145 to 615 code for a protein of 156 amino acids. The transcript has 5 exons. Gene Ontology annotation, cellular component: plasma membrane. NCBI's taxonomy places the organism in Eukaryota, Metazoa, Chordata, Actinopteri, Osmeriformes, Osmeridae.
AAAAAAAACUCGGGGGUGCCACAUCUGGAAUAGUGGCUCCGUAGUUAGAGAAUCAAGAGCGGGAUCUUUGCUGAAGUUCUUCUGCUCUUCACUCGCGACUUCUUACAGAAAACAUCUCAUCUUGCCUUUUUUAUCUACCUGAAAAUGCGUCAAAUCCUUGCCGGUGUGCUUAUCUUGCACCUCAUCAUCCUGAUCCUCCUCUUAGUAUCAACAGCUGUCAAUGCCUGGACUGUUGGUGCAAGUAGCACGGAUCUGUGGUAUGCCUGUCGCACAACCAACGGGGGGUACCACUGCAUGCCCACCAGCAACGAAGACUGGCUCCAGGCUGUGCAGGCCCUCAUGAUCCUCUCUGUGCUGUUCUGUUUCUUCUCCCUCGUUGCCUUCAUAUUCCAACUCUUCAACCUGGUCAAAGAUGGCCGCUUCUUCUUUACCGCCGUCUUCCAGAUACUGGCCAGCCUGUUUGUGAUGUGUGGAGCCAUCAUCUACACAGUGAUGAGCCCCCAGUCAGACCAAGAGGAAAACACCUUUGGCUAUGCCUAUGUGUUGGCCUGGGUGUCCUUCCCUCUGUGCCUGAUCAGUGGCCUCAUCUACAUCAUCCUGAGGAAGAGAGAAUGAGAGGCCUGUCCAGAGGCCCAGAACACACCAGAACACACCAGAACACACCAGAACACACCAGAACACACCAGAACACAGCGCUGUGGCCACAGACCCGCUGGAACCCUAUGUACAGAUGGGCCCCUUGGAGAACAACUGUCCUGCCACGAUACUGUCCAAAGAUGUACAUAGUGUCUGUGGUUUUUUAGACAUAUUUAUGACAUUUUGACAUGCCUUUUGUACAUAGUGUUGUUGACUUGUUUCCAUGGCAGAGAUCAUGACUCUUACUACAUAUUCUUUUUUUUUUUUUUUUUUUUACAAUGAUGUCACUUUUCAAAGAAGCACAUUGGUGUUCUUUGAUGAAGGCAACCGUAAAUACUCACAUUCUAAAUUGAACCAUUUCUAUGUGUUUUUGUGUGUUUACAAGCUAAUUGAGACAUUACUUUGAAGUAUUCUUGUAUGUGAUAUGCCAAAUGAAAUUGCUGUUUGUUUUAUACAUCCGAUUUUGAAAUGAAAAUGGUGCUAUGUAUUUGCCAUUGUCUUUUGUGUCAUCGUCAAAUGAUUUUAACAGUGUUAGUGUUUUAUGUCUUGUGCUAUGCUCUGCCCAUUCUGGACACAGGCUUAUUGCAACCUUCUGUUUAUAUUCUUAUAAAUAAAACUAUGGUAAAAACCUUG